This is a messenger RNA of Procambarus clarkii (red swamp crayfish), 1746 nucleotides long. It is a transcript of the gene SdhD, whose product is annotated as succinate dehydrogenase, subunit D. Gene Ontology annotation, molecular function: heme binding; ubiquinone binding; succinate dehydrogenase (quinone) activity. Lineage: Eukaryota; Metazoa; Arthropoda; Malacostraca; Decapoda; Cambaridae. Gene Ontology annotation, biological process: mitochondrial electron transport, succinate to ubiquinone; tricarboxylic acid cycle. Gene Ontology annotation, cellular component: membrane; mitochondrial envelope. The record is from RefSeq and is a predicted model, not a curated record.
GUGGUAGUGUUGUGGUAGACGCCAUUGUUGUCCCACCAUGGCGGCGCUGGCUGCUCUAAGAGGGCUCUCUAGGAACUGCAUCAGUGGAAGCCGCUUUGGUUCACUGCGGUUAAAUGGGCUGUACCGCGUUCCUACGCGUAUAACUGCACAAGCAACACAAGUGGGCUCGCAAGCCCUUGUUCCAUAUCAGGCAAAGCCCUUCAGUGUGUCACCUGUUACGAAAGGUCCCCCUGAGAUUGAGCAAGCAGGUCAUGACCAUGUUAUGCACUGGACUGCCGAGCGAAUCCUUGCAGUGGUGCUCCUGGGAACCAUCCCAGCGGCAGUGAUCUUCCCAACACCAGCUGUAGAGUACUUUCUUGCUCUUUCAUUGACAGUUCAUUCAUAUUGGGGCAUUGAGGCAAUUGUUGUAGACUAUAUUCACCCUAGCAGCUUUGGUAAAAUUAUUCCCAAACUUGCACUAGGUGCUGUAUCUGCUCUGUCUUUCCUUACCCUGGGUGGCCUUUGCUACUUCAUUUACACAGAUGUAGGCAUUAUCAAUGCUGUUAAGCUGCUUUGGAAAUUGUAGGGUUAAAAGACAUGUUUAUAAAUUGAUUUUAACUUGUUAAUCAAAAGCAGGUACAGUACUAUGUAUGUGUAUAUGUAUAUAUAUGUGUGUAUCAGAUAAUGCAGUAUUUUAUAUUAAAAAGCUGAUCUUUUUUCAUUUCCAAGUCACUUUGUGUAGUAAUAUUCUGCAUAUCCUGAAACAGAAAUCUAAUAAAUAUUACAUACAGAGAUAUACUUUUGGUCAUUCACAGCACUUUUAAAGAGAUACAUUAGCAAGGCUCACAUUAGAUGUACAAACGUGAGGCUUAAUCUAUAGUAUUAAAGGUGCCACGUGUCAUAAUGAUAGUAGGCAUAUGAAAUACAAAACUAGAUUUGCAGCACUGUAUGGUUUAAAUUUAUCUUUACAAAGGGAAAAAUGCAACCAGAUUGUAUUGUUGAAAAUUUUUGUAUACCUUGACUUGAUUUGCACAAGAUUCGACAUGUGCAAACUUGAUUUCAAGGUCAAAGUUCUGAGUGUUCAAUGCUGAAUUUGGUUGUGUGUGAAUUGGGUGGUCAUGCAGGAGGGAUCGUUCGGCCGUAUGCAAGUUAUCGCGGGCGCCCGAGCUGUUUUGGUGCGCGAUGCUUCUUGCCGCUCUCGUUUUUCCCCUUGCAUUUUCCCCUCACUUCUCGGUUAUAUUCUGCAUUCGAGCCACUUUUUUUUUUUUUUUUUACUCAUCACAAAGGUCAAGUAUUUUCACUUUUGGGUUACAUUACUGCAUGAUGGUUCCUCUUAAGCUUCCAGCAGCUGAUUUUAUGCAAAUUUAUUAAUCAUAAAUGGGAACAGGAGUAUUUUGAGCAGAAAAGUAAGGGAAAAGUGAAAUUUUUAAGUGUCUGGAAUCCAUUCUAUUUUUCCAGCAUACUGUACUGUAAUUACGCUCACCAUGUUCAAAUUGUCUCUGCGCAAGGAUUUCCAGGAACGUAACCCUCGUGCAGAUUGAGGGUCGACAGUAUUAUCAUCAUCAUAUGGAGCAGAUUAGCAGUCUAGUAGUAAUAUACGGUACUGUCAUUAAUUAUAUUUUUGUGAUAUUCCUUAAUUCAGUGUGUGAAAUUUAUUUAUAGAUUGUUCUGGAGGUAGCCUUUAGAGGGAUAAUAAAAUGUACCGGUUUAAUGUGUACAUUUUAUAAAUCAUUAAGCGAGUUUGUGUAUAAUAAAGUAUAAACUUUA